Messenger RNA from Hydra vulgaris (swiftwater hydra), 618 nucleotides. NCBI's taxonomy places the organism in Eukaryota, Metazoa, Cnidaria, Hydrozoa, Anthoathecata, Hydridae. The record is from RefSeq and is a predicted model, not a curated record.
AUGGAUAGAGCUCUAAGACCUUCUCGCUUGGAUACAUUACCAAACACACCUUCGGCAACAAAAUUAUUUAAACAUUGGCUCAGAACAUUUGAAUAUUAUCUUGAUGAACUCCCUCAAGAACUCAAUAAGUUAAAAAUCCUGACUAAUUUCGUUGUGUUUGAUGUUUAUGAAAUAAUAAGCGAAUGUCCAAAUUAUGAAGCAGCAAUACAAGCUUUACAAUCUGUGUCUGCUAUUGAAUAUCGCGAUGAAUAUAUUAGAGAUGCAUUUAUAACAGGGAUAAAUUCACAGAUUGUCAGACAGCGACUACUAGAAAACAGUACAAUAAGUCUGGAUGAAAUAUUUUCAAAAGCUAGAACCUUGAAAUCAGCGCAGAAAAAUGCUGAAAAUUACCUCCAGUAUAAUACAUCAAAUACAACAGUAGCUGCAAUAGCUUCAAACUGCUGGAACUGUGGGAAUCAAAGACAUGCUAAAGCUGUCUGUCCUGCUAGAGAGUGGAUUUGUUUUAAAUGUGAAAAAGUUGGUCAUUUUGCCAAGUUAUGUAAAUCUUUUAAACGUACAACAGCUGGGAUAAAUCUUGUUGAUCAACCUUUAAACUCAUACAAUCCUUCACUCACAUGA